CCAUGGCUUUGCCGUGGUAAAUUUCGAGCGCCGAGUUUGUGUACAAAGAAGGACGAAGGGGUUUAAAUACGACUGGGCGGCUUUCUUCGAUUUUUUUCUUUGUGCUGGGCGGCAAAAAAUAGUGCCGGGCGCAGGCGCCGCCCGGCGUGGCUACAUCUUUAAAAAUGUGCCUGCAAAAUUUUUUUUGAAAUGAUUGUGCCUGCGCACGCCGUGCGCAUGUGCGCGGAAAUAUCGAUGCCUGGAGUCUGGUCCUCUGGAAAACACCGGAAAAACCUAACCCUAACUCUCCGCAAACAGAGGACCAUGCUCUGGGUUACCUAUUUAGUGUGUUUUCCGGUAUAUAGUGUUUUUCCGGUAUUCAGUAUAACAUGUCCUUUUCCAGUGUUUUCUGAAAUAAAGGCAAGAAACGAAAAAGAUGUUGUAAGAAAUAAUAUAGGUUUUCCACUACAAAAUGUAGGAAAGCGCCUUGAAUCCAAGUGGGUCAAAGAAAGACAAAAAUAUGAAAAAAAUUCUAGACUUCAAACAUUGGAAGUAAAUUUGGAAGAAGUGAGGCAAAGUUGGGUUGAAGAACAGAUGCCUAACCACUCUUAUAUCUUGGCUGAACAUUAUGGAAUUUACAAGGAUUUAUUUGACCAUUCUUAUUUUUAUCCUAAACUCUUCAUGGAUAUUGAAUAUGAUGUAGAUGAAGAGUUUGUCAUGCCACUGUAUCUUGGAAACAGAAUAACUCCAACUGAGGCCCAAAACCCACCACAUAUUAAUUACAACUGUGAUGCUAAUACAUGGUGGACAUUGGUCUUGUCUAGUCCAGAUGGUCAUUUAGAAAAAAAUGAUACAGAAUGCUUACAUUGGAUGAUAGGCAAUAUAUCAGGCAAUGAUGUGAGCAGUGGAGAAGUCUUAUGUGAUUACUUGCCACCAUUUCCCCCAAAAGGAACAGGGUUAUUAAGAUAUGUGUUUGUUCUUUACGAACAGACUGGCAAAAUAGAUUAUGCGAGUAUGAAGAAAACAGCCAAUUGUAUUUCCUUAUCAGAGAGAACUUUUAGUACAGUUGAUUUUUAUGGUGGGUGUCAGGAUAAGCUAACACCAGCAGCUCUCUCAUUCUUUCAAGCUGAAUGGGAUCCAUGUGUACAAAAAGUUUUCAGAGAAAUAUUGGGUAUGAAGGAACCUGUUUUUGAAUUUAUUCAUCCACCAAAUUACCAUCCUAAUCAAACGAAAUAUCCACAUAAACAACCAUUUAAUUUAUAUUUAGAUAGAUAUAGAGAUGUUAAAGAAAUACAGGAAGAAGUUUUAAAAGAAAAAUUGAAAAAUGUUUCUCCUUUCCAACCACCAUCUUCAGGUUCUGAGUAUCCAUUAGCAAAACUCAAUGGUCUUUCAAAAAAGCCUUCAUGGCAAAGACUUCAAAACAAACAUGUUGCGUUAAAAAGACAUCAGUGGAAAGAUUUAUAGUUCCCAAAUGUUAAUAGUGCUAGCAGCUGUGCGUGUGAUAUUAGAAAUAUGUCAUUUGCGGAACAAAUACAGUCCGUGUGUGUUUAAAAUAAAAUUAGAAAUAUU
Molecule: messenger RNA, 1548 nt
Organism: Patella vulgata (common limpet)
Lineage: Eukaryota; Metazoa; Mollusca; Gastropoda; Patellidae
Product: 39S ribosomal protein L38, mitochondrial
Exons: 8
Coding region: 190-1443 (417 amino acids)
Cellular component (GO): mitochondrial large ribosomal subunit
Source: RefSeq, a predicted model, not a curated record